AUGCCAGAACCAGGCAAUGCAUUGGCAGGUCCGUUGACCAAGGACGCCAACAAGUCAAACAAGUCAAACAAGCCAAACAAGCGCAAGGCGGUCAACAAAGAGGCUUGGGGGGUGGGCCAGGCUUUGCCUCAAAAGAAGCUGGCAACCUCAUCGUCAAAGAAUCCGCAAUCAAAGCCAAAUGAGGGUGAGGUAGAGGUCAUCAAUCUCAUAUUGGAUGAUGAGGACCUGUUCAUCACCAACUACAUGGCGCGGAAGUCGGAGGACAACAUGGCAACCAUUGCGUUUAUGGACCAUAAGCGCAAGAUCCAGCGUCUUGAAAGCCAGUUGGAGACCGCAAACGCAAGGAUCUGCAAGUUGGAAAUCCAGUUCAUCAAGCUCAAGCAGGACGCCAAGGUACAGCAGCUUGUCGCUGCCAAGGUUGCAAAGAUCAAGCUCAAACAUCAGCGCCAGCAUACUCACCAUCACGCCAACCUGUUUGACUCAGCGCACCCUUUUGACAAUCCUCCCCCUGACAACAAUAUGAUGUUUGACAUGCAGCGCAUGCAUUAG
Messenger RNA from Rhizoctonia solani, 549 nucleotides. RefSeq lists its product as uncharacterized. Bases 1 to 549 code for a protein of 182 amino acids. The record is from RefSeq and is a predicted model, not a curated record. The transcript has a single exon. NCBI's taxonomy places the organism in Eukaryota, Fungi, Basidiomycota, Agaricomycetes, Cantharellales, Ceratobasidiaceae.